Molecule: messenger RNA, 1122 nt
Organism: Didymodactylos carnosus
Lineage: Eukaryota; Metazoa; Rotifera; Eurotatoria; Philodinida; Philodinidae
Source: the annotation of a GenBank genome assembly
AUGGGGUCCCAGUCUUGUGAAGUCACUUGGAGUCAAGUGGAGUCACCUGAUGUGGUGUACUCAGAAGAGUUCAUUAUUCGUAGUCGGGCGGAUGCAUUUGCUUUUGCUACAAAACACGAAAAAUUAAUAGUAUUGCCGCUAUUAAAAGCGCUGGAUUUUCCCAUUAAUGGUUUCAACAAUUCACGAAUUACUGCAUUGAUUGUUGCCAUUCGACGCAGUGAUAAAAUAUUCGUAGAAAAACUUAUUGAAUUGGGUGCUGAUAUUAAUCAUGCUGUUCGAUCGUUUACAAUUAUCCCAUUACUUGAAGCUUAUGUUAUGUGUAGAAAACGAAAGGACUUUGUUGGAGAAUUAUUUGAGAUGAGUAAAGAUAUAUUUCAUUUAUUGUUGAAACAUGGUGCAAAUCCAAACAUAUAUAAUCCUCAACAUUUAUGGUUGGUUCAUUUGAUUCUUAUUGACGGUGAAAUGGACCUGUUAUAUUCUUUGAUCGAAUAUGGUGUAGAUUUAUCCGUAGUAACACCGUUACAUCGUAAGAAUCUUCUUCAUUUGACUUGUGAACUAACAACAAAAAAACCUGCAUAUUCAACUGAUAUUGCGCUUCAAAUGUGUCGUUUAUUAAUUCAUAAACGUGUGGAUAUGAAUCAUCGCGACUUCUGUCAUGAAACUCCACUCCUUUGUACGCUGCACGGUGGAGGAAAUUUAUCGUUAGCGCAUGAACUACUUGUUGAAGGAACAUCAUUAGAUUUGAGGAAUAAUUUUGGUAAUACAUUUUUAACUCGUGCCAUUCAUUAUGCUUUAUACGAUCAUGCUAAAAUGGCUAUUUAUGCUGGAGCACUUCUUCGUGCCAAUCAAUGUUGUUUUCGAACGCCCACGGUCAAAACAUAUGACAAUACAUUGUUAAUGAAUGCUAUUUAUGAUUAUGAACGAUUUGUGAAAUUUUAUGAAACUUAUUUGAAUACACCGCGAAAACUGAAAGAUAUUGCUCGAUUAACGAUAAGAAAACAACUACCGUGUCCAAUUAGUGUAGCUGUAACAGAUUUAAACGAACGUCUGCCACAAAGUUUAAUCAAAUAUUUAUUAUUAGAUGAAAUGAAACAUAUUUUACAACUUGAUAUAAAAAUAUAA